AUGUCCAAUGUAAAACCGAAGAGUGCGUCAGAUAUAUUUUGUGAUGCACAUGCUUUGCAUGUAGUUGACACAAGCAGAGCCAAAGACGGAGUGUGGUUAGUGAAAGUUCCAAAAUAUUUAGCUGAACUUUGGCAUAAUGCUGGCCCUGAUGGUGUAGUUGGCAAAGUUGUGAUCGCAAGCUCAACUAGUGCAUCUCAGAAUGGCAACAAAGGCCCAGGGUCACAAGUCACUCUUGUUACUGAUUCAGAACUAUUAAAUCAAGUCGGAGAGUCCGGAAAUCUGAUACCAAAGGAACAUCAGUUUCUGAUUCAAACUUCUGCAUCAUCAAAUAGUACACCUGUGACUGCUCGCCCAGGUCAAACUACUCCAAGUUCGACAGUUCAAAGGCGUCCUGGGACUAUAUCUGGACAAGAACUCAUAAUUUUAUGUGAAGACGACCUCGGAUGUGCUCAAACCAACUCGUUUCCAUCUUCGACGACCAACACAACUUCAAUUUCCUCUACAGCCCCACAUUCUCCAUUCUCAAAUAAACCGUGCGCUCGUUACUCUCGGCGACUAUCUUUGUUUGGUCGUGUUAAUAGUAGAGCUGAAUGCAGACCACCACCCAACACAAGAUAUAUGAUGCUCAAAGCUCAACAGCUCAAAGCAAAGAAUCGACCGCGACAUGCAGUCUGUCUCCUUUAUGAACCAGUAAGAAAUUACAAACCAGUUUCCAAUCAUGUCAACAAUAUCGAGUAUGAAAAUCGGAAAAAGGUUGAGGGUAAAAAUCUUAGACGUGAAAAAGAAGACGUUUUGCAGGAUUUGUUCAAAGCUUUCGAAAGACACCAAUAUUACUCUAUUAAAGAUUUGGUUGUACUUACUAAGCAACCAUUGUUUCAGUUAGUUUUAAUCAUAAUUCUGAUCAAAUUCGAAAUACGUUGAUACCGUAGAAUCUACUAACACGUAUCACGUUCGAUGAUUGGUCGUAUAUGUCUCAUCGUCGUUUACUUAUAACUAGUCAAAAUCCUCAGUAAUUAUUGGUUAAAACUGUGUUUAUUAAAUCCAUUAUUUUUAGAUGUUAGAUUAAUUCUGUCAAUUUAUCGUACAUAUAAUCACUGAUAUGUUUUCCACCCUUAACCUUCUUUUGUUUAUCUUGCGUUUACAAGCAAAAGCACCAUCAUAAAAAUGAAUUCCUGUCGAUAACCAUGGCGGGAUUCAAGAAAGGAAGAACAAGAAAACAGCGAUUAACAGCAGCCGAACAGCAAUAGAGGAUGUCAAGGCGCAAUCUGGACACACCAAAGCAAACAAGCAAGUGAAAAGAAGAAUUAGAGCUGACAAACAGAAAUAUGCAGAAGACCUGGCAGCGACAGCGGAAGAAGUUGCUAAGGGAGAGAAUAUGAGACAACCAUAUGACAAAACGAAGAAACGAGCAGGGAAAUAUAGUUAACCAGAGCAACCGGUCAAGGACAAAGAACGCAAACCAAUCACUGAGGUUCAAAAACAGAAGAAAAGUUGGUAGAGCACUUUGAAGAACUCUUGAAUAGUCCAGCCCCACUGAACCCACCGGACAUCGAAGCAUUACACACAAACCUUCCUAUAGCUGUCAGUAACAACGAUCAAAGAAAUUAGGAGUGAAAAAGCAGCAGGACCUGACAACAUACUAGCCGAAGCAGUGGAGUCAUAUCAGGCGGCCUGUUUGAAUAUCUGGGCCUACCUGUCUCUGCC
This is a messenger RNA of Schistosoma intercalatum, 1704 nucleotides long. The record is from the annotation of a GenBank genome assembly. NCBI's taxonomy places the organism in Eukaryota, Metazoa, Platyhelminthes, Trematoda, Strigeidida, Schistosomatidae.